This is a messenger RNA of Colletotrichum chrysophilum, 861 nucleotides long. RefSeq lists its product as uncharacterized. The transcript has 4 exons. The record is from RefSeq and is a predicted model, not a curated record. Lineage: Eukaryota; Fungi; Ascomycota; Sordariomycetes; Glomerellales; Glomerellaceae. The coding region runs from base 1 to 861 and encodes 286 amino acids. Gene Ontology annotation, molecular function: oxidoreductase activity, acting on the CH-OH group of donors, NAD or NADP as acceptor.
AUGGCCUACAUCGCUGCGCUCGCUAGUUUUGUUCUUUCGACGACGGAAUAUCUCAACAAAUGGUCAGCAAAUAACUGGGUGACGGACAACAAGUGGGACUGGGAUCGAGAAAUCAUUGUCGUCACCGGCGGCAGCAGCGGCAUCGGCGCAAGCAUCAUCAAGCACAUCUUCGCAAGAAACCCCAAAGCGACCAUUGUAGUGGUUGACUUGGCACCGUUAUCAUGGGAACCACCCAAGGGCUCCAAGCUUCACUACUUCAAGUGUGACCUGACCGAUACGGCGGCACUGAAGACGCUUUGCACUCUCAUUCGAACUCAGGUUGGGGAUCCUACGGUUCUCAUCAAUAAUGCCGGCAUUGCGCGGGGUGCAACAAUUAUGGAAGGCUCAUAUGCCGACAUUGAGCUCACCGUGAAGACAAAUCUCAUUGCGCCCUUCCUAUUGACGAAGGAGUUCCUGCCGUAUAUGUCUUUGCAACUCGAGUUGAAGUACAUCCACAAAGCACUGAAAGUUCGACAAACCCUUGGAAUCUUCGGCUUCAUUAGGACGCCUCUUGUCCCGUUCAACCCCGGACAGCCACAUUUUGUUAUGCCACUGCUUCAUGUCGACACUGUUGGUGAGGCAAUUGUGAACGGGCUUUACAGCGGAUACGGCGGGACCAUUUACCUUCCUAGAAUCAUGUCUUUGGUGACUGCACUCAGGGCAGGGCCAGAAUGGAUAUGGCGCCUAGCGCGAGAGACAACCGCCAGUGCGAAGGAUAUCCCUUACACCCCCCGCCAGAAGAUUAAUGACUUGACGGGCACGUUUGACUUGGAAGAGGCUAGCAAGGCAAAGACCAACGGGAUCAAGAAUGAGGAGCUUUAA